CUUUUUAAUCAGUUCUAUUCAUCCAUCAGUUUCUGCGUGACGGGAUGCUCGUGUACUGAAGACAGCGUUGGAAGAUCGUUAUUAUGUAUGGAAGCUGCUUUAAGAUCAAUUCCCGAGGACCUCCCUGGAGAUUUUAUCAAAAUCAGAAUUGAGAAUUCGCACCUCACAGAAAUACCCCAAAGGGCGUUUUACACCAUCAGUGCCUUGGAGUCGCUGUGGCUGAACUUUAACACCAUCACACUGAUGAACAUUAAGAGCCUUGAAGGUCUGUAUAACCUGACAGAACUCCGACUGGAAGGAAAUAAACUCAGAUCAAUACCAUGGAUGGCCUUUCAGGAAACACCCAAACUCAAAAUCCUGGAUCUGAAGCACAACCAGUUGGACGUGCUGCCAGAAUUCGCAUUACAUCACCUUCCCACACUGACCUAUUUAGAUUUAUCCUUCAAUCAGCUUACUGUGAUAUCCCUGGAUGUUUUUCUCAACUGGCCUCGCUACCAGGCACGAAAGCACAGUGGGAGGGAGGAGAGCGUUGCUAAUGUCGUAUUAGCAUUGCAUGAUAACCACUGGCUGUGCGACUGCCGACUCAAAGGCUUUGUUGAAUUUGUCAAAUCCAUCAGUCCACCCAUCAUCUUGAUGAACUCCUACUUGUCCUGUUCGGGUCCAAAAUCUAAAGCUGGGAAGUUUUUUCAUGAGGUUGAGCUGAAGAAUUGUCUGAAGCCAGAAAGUUCUACACCUGUUGCUAACAUCACGGCAGCGCUAGGGUCAAACAUGACGCUGAGAUGCUUUGUGAAGGCGAGGCCUGAUGCAGUGGUUCGAUGGAGCUACAGUCUGAAAGCCAUCAGAGGAUUCACAGUUUCUCAGUCUCAGGUGAACGACGAUACAAUCAUCUCAUCUUUAAUAAUCCCGUCAGUCCGUUCAUCCGAUCACGGCCUCUACAAAUGCAGUGCCAGCAACUUCAUCGGGAAUUCCUCUGUUAGCAUCCAGCUCAACAUCUUGUACUCCAACACCUCCUUUGUGAUCUCCCCCGGGUUUCCUCUGCCCUCUGUCAACGAAAACAUUUUCAUCGAUAUACGAAUCGCCAAGCAGACCGUGUAUGGUAUAACCAUCGAGUGGUAUGCGGUGACAGAGAACCCUUCUGAAACAUGGUUCACUGUUCAUUUUGGUCGCUACGAUUCUCCAAAGAAAGAGGCUCUGUACAUCGGCCCAGGCAUCAACAAGUACUCCGUGAACGAUCUCGAACCAGCUACGAAGUACGAGGUGUGCGUCUCGCUGAAGAAUCAGUCACCUCGUCCCGAGCAGUGUAUCGUUUUUGUGACGGGGAGCAGCAUGAAUGAACUGGAGCAGCGCGAACGACUCAUCCACAUCAUCGUGAUCGUUUGUGCCAUGGUGCUCGCGGUUCCUGCAGGUAUGUUCGCCUGCACCACCAACACCAGGAUCAGCUGCUUGGAUCGCUGCACUCAGGUGUGCAGCAGAAAUCAGGAAACGAGAGAAACAAAGGACUCGGAAAAUGACAGGCAGAGAACAUUCAACAGUCUCCAGGCAGCCAGUGAUGAAGGACUCUGCAAAGAUUCAAGAAAAGAGAGGAAAUGGAGACGGCGCUCGGAAGAUAAAGUGCAGAAGGGGAACAGCGCACAGCUCUACUAA
This is a messenger RNA of Neoarius graeffei (lesser salmon catfish), 1644 nucleotides long. It is a transcript of the gene lrit2, whose product is annotated as leucine-rich repeat, immunoglobulin-like and transmembrane domains 2. NCBI's taxonomy places the organism in Eukaryota, Metazoa, Chordata, Actinopteri, Siluriformes, Ariidae. Gene Ontology annotation, molecular function: protein binding. The transcript has 3 exons. The coding region runs from base 88 to 1644 and encodes 518 amino acids. The record is from RefSeq and is a predicted model, not a curated record.